Plectropomus leopardus (leopard coralgrouper) is the source of this 2267-nucleotide messenger RNA. The record is from RefSeq and is a predicted model, not a curated record. NCBI's taxonomy places the organism in Eukaryota, Metazoa, Chordata, Actinopteri, Perciformes, Serranidae.
UCUGUCCCUCCAUCCCUCUGUCUCUGUCCCUGUGUCCCCUCAGCUGGUGAACAUGUGUUCCAGUGACGGUCAGAGGGUGUUUGAGGCCGCAGCAGUGGGCAGUCUGUUGGCCGGAGGCCCCCUGGUGGCCGUUCUCGGCAUUGUCUACAAUCUGUUGAUUCUGGGCCCGACGUCUCUGCUGGGAUCGGCUGUCUUCAUCCUGUUCUACCCAACCAUGAUGUUCAGCUCCAGACUGACGGCAUUCUUCAGGAGGAAGGGGGUGGCCAUCACAGACUGCCGGGUCCAGAAGAUGAACGAGAUCCUGAACCACAUCAAGGUCAUCAAGAUGUAUGCCUGGGUCAAGGCCUUCGCCCAGGAUAUCCAGAGGGUCCGUGAGGAGGAGCGGAGGAUCCUGGAGCUCACCGGUUAUUUCCAGAGUAUCACUGUGGGCGUCGCUCCAAUAGUUGUCGUCAUUGCAAGCGUGGCAACAUUCUCUGCCCACAUGUUGCUAGGAUUCGACCUGACGGCAGCUCAGGCCUUUACCGUGGUGACUGUGUUUAAUGCAAUGACCUUUGCCCUGAAGGUCACGCCGUUCUCCGUCAAGUCCCUGUCAGAGGCUUCAGUCGCCAUGGAGAGGUUCAAGAAUCUCUUUCUGUUGCUGGAGGUCGACAGCAUCCGGGCAUUGCCUGGCGACCCCCGGGUUGCCGUGGAGAUGUGUGGUGCCAGUCUGGCGUGGGAGGGGGGCGGACAGAGCACUCAGCCCAGCCCGAGUGUCCGGACGAGCAGCAGGCUCAGACACAGGUGCAGAGACGGAGGAGUUCUUCAGGACGGGGAGGAAGAGGAGGAGGAGGUGACUGGCUCCCUGCUGAGAGGAGGAGGAGGAGGAGGAGGAGGAGGAGGAGGAGAUGUAGCCUGCAGUCCAGAGGAGGACGACGGGGAGGAGAAGGAGGUCUGUCCCCAUCGCCCGCGCCUUCAGAGCACCCUGCACUGCAUCACUCUGAGUGUCCAACAGGGGAAGCUGGUCGGUGUGUGUGGAAGUGUCGGUAGCGGGAAAACCUCGCUGAUCUCUGCCAUCUUAGGACAGAUGACUGUGUUGGAGGGCAGUGUGGCCGUCAGAGGACGGCUGGCCUACGUGGCUCAGAAGGCCUGGAUCCUGAACGCCACACUGAGAGACAACAUCCUGUUUGGACAGGAGUACCAGGAGGACAGGUACCAGUCUGUGCUGAGUGCCUGCUGUCUCAGACCAGACCUCUCCUUGCUGCCCAACGCUGACCUUACAGAGAUUGGCGAGCGUGGUGCAAACCUGAGUGGUGGACAGCGCCAGCGAAUCAGCUUGGCCCGCGCCCUCUACAGUGACCGGGACGUUUACAUCCUGGAUGACCCGCUGAGCGCCCUCGACGCCCAUGUGGCCAACCACAUCUUCCACAACGCCGUCAGGAAGCAGCUUCGCCACAAAACCGUCAUCUUUGUCACCCACCAAAUGCAGUACCUUGUAGACUGUGAUGAUGUCAUCCUGAUGAGGGAGGGGAGUAUAGUGGAGCAGGGUAACCAUGACAACCUGAUGAAACUGAAUGGAAACUACGCCGCCAUGUUCAACCACUUCCAGGUGGGAGACACUCCGCACAUUGAGGCUCCCAGCAGGAAGUCCGGUGGUUCUCAGAGGAAACUGGCAGACAGUAAACCAGCAUCAAUGAAGAGGAACAUAUCGGUCAUCAAAGAUAACGGGGAGAAGCAGCAGAGUGGGGGUGUGGCCUGGCCCGUGUUCCGGCUUUACAUGGCGGCGUGUGGUGGCUCCACCUCCUGCCUGCUGAUCCUGGUCCUGUUUAUUCUCAGUGUGGGAAGCUCUGCCUUCUGCCAGUGGUGGCUCAGCUACUGGAUCAACCAGGGCAGCGGGGUCAGACACCUCCUCCUCAUCACCUCCUCCUCCCCAUCACCUCCUCCUCAUCUUCAUCAUCAUCUUCAUCACCUCCUUCUCGUCAUCAGGACCUCCUCAGUAUCUCCUCUUGACCAUCCUGCUUUCAUAAGAUCUCUCCUCCUGACUCCUCCUCUUCCUGCUCAUCCUUUCAUGUCUCCGCCGUCCUGCUCCAGAACGCCACAGAAACCCGAGGCAACAGUUCAAUGGUGAGCAUCAGCAUGAAGGACAAUCCCCUGAUGCAACACUACGCCGCUGUGUACGCCUCCUCCAUGGGAGUCAUGCUCUUCUUCAAACUCAUCAGAGGCAUAGUCUUCGUCAAGGUCAGGACGUCACCGACCUCACCGACCUCACAGACCUCACUGACCUCACAGAC